CCUUAAAACGUUGCAGUUUACAAUGAAUAAAACAAGCUGGGGGUUUUAUAGCCAUUCACUGAAUCAGGUGCGUCCGCCAGCGACAAUAUGCAAGAACUACCACGUCUUACAAUUGCAUUAAGGACCUUUGGCAAUGUUUCCCAAGGUAUUCAUGUAGGAGCAGUUAAUGAUUUACCUUUACGUAAAUCACUGGCACUUGAGAAGCAGAAAGAACGAAGUCCUUCUUGGGAGAAUUUAUCAGCAUUCAUUAAAAAGCAAGCCAAAGCAAGUCAUAGUGAAAUAGCAACUGCUCUUAAACAAUUAUUAACAACAGCUAAAUCUAUUGUUGGAGAGGAAGAAUCACCAGAUACAAUUGAAUGUGGAGCAGCAUUUCUGUUUGAUGUAUUUAAAUCAGUUGAAAGUGUUGGACAAAGGGAGGCUACACAAUUACGCAGUACAUUUGGGCCCUUUUCAGCUACCUUGGUUACUAAAGCAUGUGAGCUAGUGAAAAAGAUAGUCAGGUGGCUACCCGAAAGUGCGUUAGCUGAGCUUUCAUUAGAACGAGAAGAAGGUGAUGGUGCUGCAAACAACGAAGAGUUUGGACGCACAAUUAAGUUUACUAUGCCACCUGUUGAGGAUUAUCAAGAUGGGUUUUCUUCUAGUGAAGAAAAUGAUGCUAUUGAUGUAGAUAGUAGAGAUUUUGAUUUAAAAUAUGCAGCAAAAGUGAAAGAUGGGGACAACAAAAAGAUGCAUCAAACUAAAAUUGUGGCAAGAUUAGCAGAAUUUAAUUCAAAAUGGAUGAUGCAAAUUCUUGGAAACUAUUUCCAAGAUAAUGAAACAGCUCUAAAUUUGGGUCUUGAUAAUCUUGCUUCAACAGUGUAUGAAGUUUUGAGUUCUCAGCGCACAGAUGAAGAAUUACAAAAUGAGAUGUUUGAUUUGUUGGGUUUUGAAAGAUUUGAACUUAUACAAAAUCUUCUUGAAAAUCGACCUCAAAUUAUAAAAGCUCACAUGGCAGAAUCUACAAAAGCUUUAAUACAGCAAAUUCCAAAAAAAAAGACAGAAAAUGAGAGGCCUACUUAUGGAUGUCAAGUAAUUGUUCAGAGUGUUGAAGAAAAAACUUUAGCCAAGCAGUUGAGAAAGGAAGAAAAGCGUUUAAAGAAGGAUGGAAAAUUCACUACUGAUGAUCAGGAAAUUGCUAUGGCAUUAGAUAUGACUCCUGAACAAUUAAAGGCAACAAGAGAAGCUGCUUUACGAGCUGCUGCCAAUGCUCCUUUAUUUUCUGGUAGAAAUUUGGGAUAUGCUAAACCAGAGAAAUACCCUUUUGUUUUUGAUAGUCUUGCAGAAAUUCAACAGUCAUCUGCAUAUAUUUCAGGACAAAAGCUCGUUUUACCUGUAAAUAUUACAAGAAAAGAUGAAAAACUUUUUGAAGAAAUUAGUAUACCACCUACUGAAACAGCUCCAACAGAUGUAGGAAAAGAUAGAAAACUUAUAGAAACACUUGAUGAGAUUGGCCAGUUGUGUUUCAAAAAUACAAAAAGUCUAAAUCGCAUUCAGUCUGUUGUCUUUGAUGCAGCCUAUAAAAGUAAUGAGAAUUUACUUAUUUGUGCCCCAACUGGAGCCGGUAAAACUAACAUUGCCAUGUUAGCUAUUAUUAGGGAAAUAAAGCAGCAUCUCUCUCAAGGAGUUAUUAAAAAAGAUGAGUUUAAGAUUGUAUAUGUUGCUCCUAUGAAAGCUCUUGCAGCUGAAAUGGUACGAAAUUUUGGUGGAAGGCUUCAAGCAUUGGGAAUAACUGUAAAAGAAUUGACUGGAGAUAUGUCAUUAACUAAACAGGAGAUUCUUAACACACAAAUGCUGGUAACAACACCAGAGAAAUGGGAUGUGGUGACACGCAAGAGUACUGGUGAUGUAGCUCUCACUCAGUUAGUAAGGUUGUUGAUUAUUGAUGAGAUCCACCUCUUACAUGAUGAUCGAGGACCAGUCAUUGAAACAUUAGUAGCAAGAACUAAAAGACAGGUGGAGAGCUCUCAAAGCAUGAUAAGGAUUAUAGGACUUUCUGCCACUUUGCCAAAUUAUCUAGAUGUUGCUACCUUUUUGAAUGUUAAUCCAUACACUGGAUUGUUUUUCUUUGAUGGACGAUUCAGGCCAGUUCCACUUGGUCAAACCUUUAUAGGUGUUAAAGCAAUUAACAAAAUGAAUCAGAUGAAAGACUUCAAUACUAUUUGUUAUGAGAAAGUCAUCAAACAAGUAAGAGAAGGCCAUCAGGUGAUGGUCUUUGUUCAUGCUCGUAAUGAAACUGUUAGAACAGCUUUUAGUUUGAUUGAACUGGCAAAAAAUAGAGGAGAUACAAGCCUGUUAUUAGCUGAACAAAGUAAAGUAUACGGAGAUGCCCAAAAAAAUAUAUUAAAAAGUCGUAACAAGCAACUCCGUGAAAUGUUUGCUGAGGGCUUUGGUAUUCAUCAUGCUGGAAUGCUUAGACAAGAUAGAAAUCUUGUUGAGAGAUAUUUUUCAGAGGGCUUCAUCAAAGUUUUGGUCUGUACUGCAACUCUUGCUUGGGGUGUCAAUCUACCUGCUCAUGCAGUUAUAAUCAAAGGCACUCAAAUUUAUGAUGCAAAAAGAGGAGCUUUUGUAGAUCUUGGCAUAUUGGAUGUAAUGCAGAUUUUUGGUCGUGCUGGGCGUCCACAGUUUGAUACAUUUGGCCAUGGCACAAUCAUAACUACACAUGACAAGCUGAGCCACUACUUGAGUCUGAUGACAAGACAAAAUCCAAUAGAAAGUCAGUUUAUUAAUAGUCUGACUGACAAUCUUAAUGCUGAGAUUUCUCUGGGAACAGUAACCAAUGUAGAAGAAGCUGUCAAGUGGCUUAGCUAUACAUACUUGUUUGUUCGCAUGAGGAAAAAUCCGCUGGUUUAUGGUAUUCCUACUGAUUACUGGCAGGAGGAUCCUCAAUUAGAAAUACACAGAACAAACUUGGUUAUUGAAGCAGCUCGACGAUUAGAUAAAGCAACUAUGAUAAGAUUUGAUGAGCGCACUAAUUAUAUGUUCUCUACAGACCUUGGUCGUAUUGCCAGUAAUUUCUACAUUAAAUAUGACACAGUCGAAACAAUCAAUCAAAUGCUGAAACCUGUGAUGACUGAAGACCACAUUCUGAACCUUGUUUCCAACGCUCAAGAGUUUGAACAGAUCAAGUUACGGGAAGAUGAAAUGGAAGAACUUGAUCGUCUUAAUUCUGAUGGAUGUGAAGUUAUUGUAAUUGGAGGAAAGGAAAACACUCAUGGCAAAGUGAACAUCCUACUGCAGUCUUACAUAUCAAGAACCAAUGUGGAAUCUUUUUCUUUGGUAUCAGACAUGGCUUAUGUUGCACAGAAUGCAGGAAGAAUUAUGAGGGCUUUGUUUGAGGUUGCUUUAAAAAAUGGGAAUCCACUUCUUGCAGCAAAAUUGUUGGAAAUGUGUAAAAUGGUGGAUAAACGCAUUUGGAACUAUGAAAAUCCCUUACGUCAAUUUAGCACUUUAAGUCAUGAAAUCCUAACCAAACUUGAACAAAGACGCCUGACACCUGAAAGAAUGAGGGAAAUGGAUUCUAAAGAAAUAGGAUUGUUGGUUCAUCAUACUUCCAUGGGGCCAGUAAUAAAAAAGUGUGUUCAUCAAAUUCCUAACCUGUUAUUGGAUGCAUCAAUCCAGCCCAUAACUAGAACUGUGCUCAGAGUUAAGCUUGAAAUUACACCUGAUUUCAAGUGGGAUGAUAAGGUUCAUGGUGGAACUGCAGAGCCUUUCUGGAUCUGGGUGGAGGAUCCUGACAACAAUCACAUCUACCAUAAUGAAUACUUUCUCUUACAUAAAAAGCAGGUCCAAAAUGUUGAAACUCAGACAGUGGUAUUUACUAUCCCUAUAUUUGAGCCAUUGCCAUCUCAAUACUAUGUGAGAGUUGUUUCUGACAGAUGGAUUGGUUCCCUCAUGAUGCACGCAAUGUCCUUUCAGCAUCUCAUACUACCAGAAAAACAUCCACCACACACAAACUUACUGAAUUUACAGCCGUUACCAAUUACUGCCUUAAAAGAUUUAAGAUUUGAGUCUCUAUAUAGUUUCUCACAUUUUAAUCCAAUUCAGACACAAAUUUUCCACACUUUAUACCACACUGAUGUGAAUGUCUUGCUUGGGGCUCCUACUGGAUCAGGCAAAACUGUUGCUGCUGAAUUAGCCAUCUUUAGAGUUUUUAAGGAAUAUCCAAACUCAAAGGCUGUGUAUAUUGCUCCAUUAAAAGCUCUUGUCAGAGAAAGAAUGGAGGACUGGAAAAUCAGGAUAGAACAGAAGCUAGGCAAAAAGGUUGUUGAGCUAACAGGAGAUGUAACUCCAGAUAUGCGUGCUGUAGCCAAUGCUGAUCUCAUAGUUACCACCCCUGAAAAAUGGGAUGGUGUAAGUAGAAGUUGGCAGACGCGAAACUAUGUCAAGGCUGUUGCUGUUCUUAUCAUUGAUGAAAUUCAUUUGUUGGGUGAUGACAGAGGACCAGUUCUGGAAGUGAUUGUGUCUAGAACUAACUUCAUCUCUGCCCACACUGAGAAAACUGUCAGAAUUGUGGGGCUGUCAACUGCCCUAGCCAAUGCCAGAGACUUGGCAGACUGGCUUUCUAUAAAGGAAAUGGGGUUAUUUAAUUUUCGACCUUCGGUUCGACCAGUCCCACUUGAGGUACAUGUCAAAGGGUUUCCAGGACAACAUUAUUGCCCAAGAAUGGCUACAAUGAACAAACCAACAUUUCAAGCCAUUAAAACUCACUCUCCAAGAAAACCAGUUUUAGUGUUUGUAUCAUCUCGUAGACAGACUCGUCUUACAGCCCUAGACCUGAUAGCUUACCUUGCAGCAGAAGAGAAUUCUAAACAAUGGCUACAUAUGCCUGAAGAAGAUAUUGAACUGAUUUGUGCUGGAGUAAAGGAAUCUAACUUAAAACUCACAUUGGCUUUUGGCAUUGGCAUCCAUCAUGCAGGCCUGACAGAAAGAGACAGGAAAGUUGUAGAGGAGUUGUUUGUCCACCAGAAGAUACAGGUUUUGAUAGCAACUAGUACUCUGGCCUGGGGAGUUAACUUUCCUGCUCAUCUGGUUGUUGUCAAAGGUACAGAAUAUUUUGAUGGGAAAACUCGCAGAUAUGUUGAUUUUCCUAUAACAGAUGUCCUCCAAAUGAUGGGUAGAGCUGGACGGCCACAGUUUGAUGACCAAGGUGUAGCAGUCAUACUGGUCCAUGAUGUUAAGAAACACUUCUAUAAAAAGUUUUUAUAUGAACCAUUUCCAGUGGAAUCUAACCUUCUGGAAGUGAUGUCUGACCACCUUAAUGCUGAGAUUGUAGCUGGAACAAUCAGUUCAAAGCAAGAUGCCAUGGAUUACAUCACAUGGACCUACUUUUUUAGGAGACUCAUUAUGAAUCCAAGUCCAUGUGCAGCAAUGGAAUGUGGAAAUGCUGCUGUUGCUUCCUCCUUCAUGAAGCAGUGCUGUAAUUCUCUUGACAAAAAAAUGAGUUUGUGGCAACCCAGAUUUCUGGGGAACUGGAUAGUUUCCUUGUACAUUAGUGGGGGGAAAACUCUUAUAUGA
Molecule: messenger RNA, 5553 nt
Organism: Physella acuta
Lineage: Eukaryota; Metazoa; Mollusca; Gastropoda; Physidae
Product: activating signal cointegrator 1 complex subunit 3
Molecular function (GO): ATP hydrolysis activity; nucleic acid binding; ATP binding
Source: RefSeq, a predicted model, not a curated record